CUGUGGGAACGGGAGCCGGGGGAGGGGGCAAAUUCCACCUGGGAUUUGCGGCUCCUCCAGCCCAAAUCCUGGGCAGAUGUUUCCCGCUGGGCUCUGGCUCCUCUAGGAUGUUGGAGAACCGAGAGGAAGAACUGACCACGGUGCGAGUGCAGGACCCCCGAGUGCAGAACGAAGGCUCCUGGAAUUCCUAUGUGGAUUACAAGAUCUUCCUCCACACCAACAGCAAGGCCUUCACUGCCAAGACCUCAUGUGUGCGGCGCCGCUACCGUGAGUUCGUGUGGCUGAGGAGGCAGCUCCAGAAGAAUGCUGGCCUGGUGCCUGUCCCAGAGCUGCCUGGAAAAUCCACCUUCUUCGUGGGCAGCACGGACGAGUUCAUCGAGAAGCGGAGACAGGGACUGCAGCAGUUCCUGGAGAAGGUGGUGCAGAACGUGGUGCUGCUCUCGGACAGCCGCCUGCACCUCUUCCUGCAGAGCCAGCUCUCCGUGCCUGCCAUCGAGGCCUGCGUGCAGGGCCAGGGCCCCCAGACAGUGACAGAGGCCAUCCUGCACUAUGCCAUGUCCAACUGUGGCUGGGUGCAGGAGGAGGAGGGUCGGCCCUCAGCGCUGCCCGGGCGGGACCCGAGAGCCAGGUAAUAUGCUGGAAUGGGGAGCCCCCGGGGCUGCCUGGAGAGCAUCCCGGACUGGAGCGACUUCGGCGUGGACGACGCGCACUCGGAGAGCCCGGAGGAGCCCCCGGGCUCGGGGCAGGACCCGCAGUGACAGCCCUGGGGACACCCCCUGCCUCCCCAGGACCUGCUCCCUCGCUGGGAGAGGGGGCACUGUGGCAGCAGGGGGGUGACUGGGCUGCCCUGGGCACACGGCUCAUCCCGGGCUCUCUCCCUGCUGAUCCCGCCUGUCCCGGGCAGGGUUUGAAUCCCCCAGAAGGGAUCUGGUGGGGGGUGGAACCCGUGUUUGUUGUUCCCACGGCCUUUGCCCUCUGGCUGGAGCAGCAGCAGGGCUCAGUGGGGUGGCAGUGCCACCUCCCUGCUCCUGGCACAUCCCAGGGCAGGGUGGGAUCCGCUGCCCGAUGGGAAAAGGGCUUUCCUUGGUGGAUCCAGGGCCAGCCGCCCUCUCCAGUUUAGCCCCCUGUGCCCCCCCUCCCUCUGC
Manacus vitellinus (golden-collared manakin) is the source of this 1145-nucleotide messenger RNA. RefSeq names its product sorting nexin 11 (gene SNX11). Lineage: Eukaryota; Metazoa; Chordata; Aves; Passeriformes; Pipridae. Gene Ontology annotation, biological process: intracellular protein transport. The record is from RefSeq and is a predicted model, not a curated record. The transcript is spliced from 7 exons. Gene Ontology annotation, molecular function: phosphatidylinositol binding.